Molecule: messenger RNA, 1717 nt
Organism: Colias croceus (clouded yellow)
Lineage: Eukaryota; Metazoa; Arthropoda; Insecta; Lepidoptera; Pieridae
Product: cation channel sperm-associated protein 1-like
Exons: 4
Coding region: 131-1339 (402 amino acids)
Source: RefSeq, a predicted model, not a curated record
UAGUUCCUCUACCGCGGUCGGUCUGCGCAAACGCAGCAAACAGUGUGUUUACCCACCCCGAGGUAUAAAGUCGUGUCGCCAGCAGCACCGCGACGAUUCCACAGUGAAAGGCGGUACACACGGAGAAAAAAUGCGCGCGGCACUCUUGGUCGUCGCCGUCGCCGUCGCCCUGGCAACCGAAGUCUUCGGUGAAGCCGAACCCUGGGUCGAAGAAGAGGACGUACAAGACUACAGCGAUUACAGAGACUAUCAUGAUAGGGAGAAACGUGAUGUGCACGUCGAAGGGCCGUAUGACGAACACGUUCGCGUCAAACGUUGUCACGAUGAUGGCACAGAAGUGAAUAGAGCGAAACGAUCGGCUCAGCCCGUACAUCAGUAUGAAGUAUACGAGCCCUUCGAGGAAGGCUCUUAUCCCGCGCCAUCCUACCAGGAAAUGUUGGCAGCGAGUGCGGAACAUUAUCACAAAGUCUAUCUACCCCCUAACGCACGUGUAGCCCGGCAUUUAAACACGCAAAUUAACGCGGGUCCUUUGACAUUUGGUGUUCAUCCAGACCCCAUAGAAAUUGUCCCCGGACCGGUGAAUCUUGUUCCAGCGCCUGCUAACUUUAAUCCGGUACAAUUCACAAAUCAGCCUGCUUCAAUAGGCAUAGUUCAGCAACAGAAAGAAGACUUGGCACCUGCAGCUGGACACCAUGUUGAAAGUCACAAACCUCACGCUUUUGGUUAUGAAAAGGGGUUCGGACAUGCACAGGGUGGAAGUCAUUUCGCUGAUCAUGGAGGAAAGUCAGCCAAAGGCUCCAAAUCGAACCACUACCUAGACAAAGGUGGUAAGGGUCACAAGACUGAUGAGCUACACCGCAAGGAGUACGAAGAAGCAGCCGGUAAGAAGCGAAAGCACCACGACCAUGCUGGCCAUAAGGGCAGUCAUGAGGAGGAGGCUUUCGGACAGAGGGGAGCGCACUUUGACGAGAAAAAGGGACACAGAAAAGGACAUAAGACAAAGGGCUUCCACAACAAAUACCACAAGGACGAGUUCCACAAGGAACACAAGUUCUAUGACGACUUCCACAAGGGCGGCGAGCACCACCGCUACGGCAAAUUCAACGCUCGCCAUGCCACUAACGAGAGCGGCAAGAAGAAGGCCCACCACGUGAACGCUGGUCAUGACUUUGUGGAGAAGGGCAAGAAUGGAUAUAGCAAAAAGGGUCACGUAGACGCCGACCACCGCGGGUACAAAGGUCAGGCCGGUCACGAAGACCACCACGAACACCACUCGCAGCAUGGCAAGAAAGGCGCGAAGGAAGGCGGCUCCCAGUGGGGAUAUGCUAAGAAGAAUUAGACUUUAGCCCUUAGUGAUUAGGUUUAAUAUUGUAACCAUAUAUAGCGAAAAUGUUCAAGACUAUAAAUUUGAUUGUGUCAAAUUUUUGCUGCACAUUUUCUGUGUCUGUGAUUUUCCUGUUGUGGUAGGUAUGUAGGUAACAUUAAGAAAGAGAUGUCUGAAAAAAGAAUCUUGCUGAUUGAGAUUUUACCAAAAAUGACUUAUAAAUUUAAUUCUAACUUCAAUCUCUUUAAAAUCAAUCAAUCAUUAGGUUAUCUACUUCUUUGCGUCAUUUUCUAAGUUUAGUGUUGUGUUGAUUUUGAUGUAGGUAGUGAGUAGAGAAUAGCCUUCAUCACCCUUCCUUAUACCACAAUAAUUAACAUAGCAUUUGAUAAGAUA